UGUUGUGAAUCAUUAACGAUUGAGACAAAAAAGUCUGGAUUUCGUAGUCCUUGUCUGAUGUAAGGUCUAUAAAUACCGGCAGCCUGUUUCCUCCUCUACAGACGAGUCCAUUUCUAAGAAGCAACUGUAGCCAAAAAAACCCAUCCAGGGGCAGAUAAAAGAAGAUAGAAAAUGCUGAAAGUGGGGAUUGUCAUCCUUGUCAUUGCUUUUGCGUACAGCUUGACAGAUGCUGCUCCAGAUAAACGCUGUCUAAGCAACCAGGAGUGGCUUUCGUGCGGAAGCUCCUGUCCUCUUAACUGUGAGAACUAUCAAAACCCACCGCAGUUUUGCACAAUGAAUUGCGUGAUCGGCUGCUUCUGCAAAGAGCCGUAUAUAUUCCGCAGCGGGAAGUCGGGUCCCUGUGUGCUUCCAAGGCAGUGCUCCAGAAAAUAUUAGCUGAACCCAAUAACCCGUGCUUUCAGCCCCCAAUUAUCUUCGGUGACCCCCAUUAUGGAAGAGGAAUUAUAGCUAUCGCAAUGUAACGCAGCGCUUCAUGUUACAUCACUAUAAUGUUCUUUUGGACCAAUAAACAUUUGAAUAUGA
This is a messenger RNA of Spea bombifrons (plains spadefoot toad), 582 nucleotides long. RefSeq names its product venom peptide SjAPI-2-like. Bases 172 to 435 code for a protein of 87 amino acids. The transcript has 4 exons. Lineage: Eukaryota; Metazoa; Chordata; Amphibia; Anura; Pelobatidae. The record is from RefSeq and is a predicted model, not a curated record.